AAGCACACGCCGCCGGAAGUGAUACACCACUUGGCUUAGCACGCGUGCGCAGUAACGUCUUCGGUUUUGUGUUGUAGCAAUGGUGGAGAAGAAGCCUUCGGUUCGCUCGCAGGACCCCGGACAGCGGCGCGUGCUGGACCGGGCUGCCCGGCAGCGCCGCAUCAACAGGCAGCUCGAGGCUUUGGAGAAUGACAACUUCCAGGACGACCCCCAUGCAGGACUUCCCCAGCUCGGCAAGAGGCUGCCUCAGUUUGAUGAUGAUGCAGACACUGGAAAGAAAAAGAAGAAAACUCGAGGUGAUCAUUUUAAACUUCGCUUCCGAAAAAACUUUCAGGCCCUGCUGGAGGAGCAGAACCUGAGUGUGGCCGAGGGCCCCAACUACCUGACAGCCUGUGCGGGACCCCCGGCCCGGCCCCAGCGCCCCUUCUGUGCUGUCUGCGGCUUCCCCUCCCCAUACACCUGCGUCAGCUGUGGCGCCCGGUACUGUACCGUGCGCUGCCUGGGCACUCACCAGGAGACCAGGUGCCUGAAGUGGACCGUGUAGCCUGGGCAUCCUGGGGAGCGGGGCCCUCCCAGCGCCACCCUGGCUUCAGGGAGGGUGUCAUCAAAAGGAGAGGGGCUCCCCCGUCCCCAACAAGACGUGUGUCUCACCUCUCAGGGAAGGCCUGUCGUCUUCCCAGGGACAGAUUGGCAGGCAGUGGGCUGAGCCCUCCGAGUGCUGUUCUAAUAAAAGCUUUGACGCGA
This is a messenger RNA of Choloepus didactylus (southern two-toed sloth), 744 nucleotides long. RefSeq names its product zinc finger HIT-type containing 1 (gene ZNHIT1). Gene Ontology annotation, cellular component: Swr1 complex. Gene Ontology annotation, molecular function: nucleosome binding. The coding region runs from base 80 to 544 and encodes 154 amino acids. The record is from RefSeq and is a predicted model, not a curated record. The transcript has 5 exons. Lineage: Eukaryota; Metazoa; Chordata; Mammalia; Pilosa; Megalonychidae. Gene Ontology annotation, biological process: chromatin remodeling.